ACUUCCAAUGGGCUACGGGCCCGUUCGAGUUGAAUGAGGACCGCCCAAAGAGGGAGGGGUAGGCGAUGUACCAACGGGAUUGUUUUCACGAGUGCGGCAACGCAGCGAAGAAUUUUAGUUAGUAGUGAAGUAAAUAUGGCGAUACGAUGGGUGUGUGUAACUCUCCUCUGCCUUGCAACUUGUCAAUUGUGUAUUAGUUCUUCUCAAUUCCUUCCAAAUUUGGGACGAGCCGAGUCUCAGUUUGCACGGCACCGCACAUUUCGGCCGUUCGUUUAUCAUGGCCGCGAAAAGCGGCAACUACAACACACACGGCGUGAGAACGGCCACGUCAACGAUUUGUCAAUCAUCUAUUCUUUGGAUAAUGAUUCUUAUAUACUGGAUCUUCGAUUAAAUAGAGAUCUGCUGCCUGAUGGAUACUUUGAAAAGUACCAUCAGAACGGCGAGGAAAUUACUCAACGGGCCAACGGCACGGCCAAAGAAGCCCAUCUGUGCCAGUACCAAGGGCAGAUUCGCCACGUUCCGCAGUCAUGGGCGGCAGUGUCGACGUGUGCCGGAUUAAGAGGUGUGAUAUUUGAUGGCAAGGAGCUUCACUAUGUGGAACCGCAGAGUGGUUCGUCGCUGGACGAUGAACAUAUUUGGAUGAAGCAUUCUGAUUUGACCGCCAACUUCUCCUGCGGAACGCACUCCGCCUUGCCCCAUUCUAGUCACAGCCAUCCGAGGGCGAGGCGACAAACAGAUUUGCCUUCAGGCACACCUGCAGCCAGUGGCCCAUUUAAAGCUAAUAGCCGUUCCCGUUACGUCGAGCUAGUUCUUGUUGUCGACAAUAAAAGCUAUGAAAGUCAAGACAAAGAUCUCAACCGAGUCUUUAGACGAUGCAAAGAUAUUGCCAACAUUGUCAACGCGCUUUACGCGCCUCUCAACAUCUUUGUGGCCUUGGUCGGUAUCGUUGUCUGGUCGGAGAAGGACGAAAUUCAAAUUUCCGUUAAAGGAGAUGAGACAUUGACCAAUUUUUUGCAUUACCGACGCGUCCGGUUGGCGAAAGAGCACCCCAACGACAAUGCCCAGCUGCUGACUGGAGUACAAUUUCAGGGCGGAGUAGUGGGCAAAGCUCUCAAGGGCCCGAUGUGUACGUACGAAUUCUCCGGUGGAGUGGCGAUGGAUCACAGUCCAACAGUCGGUCUAGUCGCCACGACGGUGGCUCACGAAAUGGGUCACAAUUUCGGCAUGGAACACGACAACGACUCUCUGUGCCAUUGUCCAGAUGACAAAUGCAUCAUGGCGGCGUCUUCUAGUGCGGUCAGUCCCACUCACUGGAGCUCUUGCAGUUUGGAAAAUUUGGCAUUGGCGUUUGAGCACGGAAUGGAUUAUUGUUUGCGUAACAAACCAGUGAGCCUAUUCAAAAGUCCAGAGUGUGGCAAUAUGUUUGUUGAAGACGGUGAAGAAUGCGAUUGCGGGCUUCCGGGACGAUGUGACAAUCCUUGCUGUAAUCCCCAUACAUGCAAGUUACACGUCAACGCCACUUGUGCCACCGGUGAUUGUUGUGACCUUGCUACGUGUCGCAUGAAAAAUGCAGGCUCCCCCUGCCGAUCUUCUUUACAAGAAUGCGAUCUCCCAGAAUUUUGCACAGGGAAGAGUGAAUAUUGCCCAGUGGAUCUCCAUAAGUUGGACGGCACCUCUUGCGGGCAAGAUAAAGCUUACUGCUACGAAGGAUCCUGUCGGAGCCAUUCAGACCAAUGUCGGCUUCUCUGGGGACCCUCGGGCAAAGGCUCCGACGCCAAGUGCUACGAUCAGAACACGCACGGCAACAAGACGGGUAACUGCGGCUACCUCAAGUUCAACGACACCUUCACAAAAUGUCGCGACGAAAACAUUCACUGCGGUUUGCUGCACUGUUCCCAUUUGAACGAAAGGCUGGAAUUCGGCAUGGAGUCGGUUGCCGUCUUGUCUCAUUCGUUUUUCAACGUUGACGGGAAAAUUAUUCCAUGCCGAACGGCCAAUGUCGAUUUGGGUCUGCAAGAUGUUGACCCCGGUCUGGUGCCCAAUGGCGCCAAAUGUGGGCAAAAUAAGAUGUGUGUUGAUCAGCGCUGUGUUGCCGUUUCGUCAAUCAUAAAACCAGGAUGCCCACAAAAAUGCGGCCAGAACGGCGAGUGCAAUAACUUAGGUAAAUGCCACUGCAAAGUCGGAUUUGAUCCACCGUAUUGCCAACAUUUUGGGGCUGGAGGCAGUGAAGAUGGAGGGCCAGCAUCCGAUCCCAAUGUGCGCAAUGGCUUCGUGGUUGCCAUGUUUAUCAUUUUCCUUGGCAUCUUUCCCAUCAUGGCACUCGCAUUCUGUUGCUGGUACUGCUGUCGUGAACGACAGCAAAGAACUCAACUUUGGGCCAAAAUUAUGGGCGGGCCAAAAUUAUCAUUGCCAACGCGAGGAAGUCCCGAUUUCACUCAGCCGCCGAGUAGCUCCAACAGUUCGACCACCUCAACGCCGUCUAGACGGAUUCAAUACCGAGGACGAUUGUUUUGCCCAGUUAGUUGGUGGACGAAUAAAAUGUCAAGUAGACGGCUGCCUGCAGACGAACCUGCGGCUCGAAAUAACACUGUCAAGAUUGAAAUCUCCCGACCAAUGCCCAUCCGCCCAAACAAGCUCGGGAUUAUUGGCAACGGAUCAACGCCUUCCGUUACAACUGCGUCAGUUUCACGAGCGCCGCCCAACUCUAUCGCCCAAAACCUUGUCGGCCAAUACCAUGGCGUUACUCUCUCUCCCCUAACUGAGAAUGCAGACUCCAGCUUCGAUAGUUUCGAUAGUGCGGAUUCAGCGGAUGCCCCUAGUCGCAAUCCAGCACCUGUCAUCAACGGUGGCGUCCCGAAGAAUGAACAAAACAAACCGACGGGGGUUGUUGCCGCCCGCGCCAGCUUCUUCUCCAAUGGACCCGUCUCGAGCAGUAUUACAACUGCUGCUCCCUCUCUCCCCGUCAGACCAGCUCCUGCUGCGCCCGUUUCGUCAAGCGCAUCGCCACCUCCAAAGCCGGCCGUCAGUCUUCCACCCCGCAAUCAGACAUCUAUAGCCCCGACAUUGGGUCAUACAGAAAUCGUCAUUUCAAAAACGAUAGUUCCAGUCUCGACAAAUGAAUCUUUGGUUAUAACGGUGGGCAAACCGGAACUGCCUCCCAAAGGUCGUCCACUCUCAAUUCCAAACACGUCCAAUGUCAAAGGCCCUAACCGGGUAGAACCUGUCCCAUCUCAACCUGUCCCGGCCCCAGCUGCUGGAUCUGCCCAACCAAACAACACAUCAGCUUUACAAAAGGUGGCGUCGCUUUUCAAAACGAAUCCUGCACAAGCAACUGUCAACAACGCGGAAUCAAUGCCGGAUACCGCCAGCGUCUCCGAAAGUGAAGGCAGCACGUUGCCGCGCAACCAGAGCAUAAAAGCAACAAAGAUAAAUCGUGAGAGUUUACGCGGCUUGGAGAUCUCGAACCCAAUCUUGCAGAGUACCAUUGAAAUGCCAUCUAAAGUCGUUCCCGUUCGACCUGCUCCAGCUCCUCCGCCGUCAUCCGCUCCAUCACCUCCGCCACCAGCAGCUGUUCCUAUCGUUUCGUCUCCAACUAGCCCAACUUCUAAAUUAGGAAUCAGUAGCACCUUGCCAAGGCUGCCAAAGUCCACCAAAGUCCAUUUUGCCGACGAUAAUGAAAAGGCAGACAAAACUAAUAAUGUUAAACCGGUUCCAGUGGUAGAGCGUUCAGAAAGUAUGCGUCUUCGAGGCGUUACCAGCCGCCCUAACAUACCACAAUUCGGCUCGAUGAGAGCCAAGAGACCUUUGAGUAUGCCUUUCGCUCGGCCGACCUCUCCUCCCCCCAAGCCACCGAAUGCGAAAUUCGCCACCAGUCCCAUCAUCGAAAACGACUAUCCUUAUGAUGACUGUUCGGCGGUAAACAAGGCGGAAGAAGAUGCUAUUUACGCCAGCAUUGAGGAUAUACCCAGAGAUGGAUCAUCAGCGGAUCGCGACGAAACAGGUAGCACAACGACCAGUAAUUCGGAGGGCUUGUUAUCCGAAAUUGUUUGCGAAUUGAAAAAAAAGAAUUUAGACGACGUGUACUCGGUUGCUAAGAAAAACAAAACAUCAGCAGCUUCUACUGUUACGGAAUCUUCGCCUCCCAUCGUUACUACAGCAGCCAAAACAACUGCAGCUCCACUACAAAAAAGUGCCCUUGCAAAAUUCACGGCAACCAAUAGCAACAGUACACCCUUGAUAGCAAAGCCAACCACGGCACCUGUAGCAACAGUUCCAACCGAAGGCUAUAAACCAUUUUCAUCAAUAAUAGGUGCUCGUGGUCGCUAUUUGGGUCCAACUGCUGUGACAAGUACUGCUACUUCUGUCGCCGAUACCACCGUUACUCGAUCUAUUAGCAGUGCUCCUUCACCUGUUACCACCGUUUCGGCAACGAAAACAACGGCGUCUAUCCAGCCCGUCACUGCUGCUGUCAAUAGCGCGAACUCACAGAAAGCCCCGCCAUCGACCGUUAAACCAAUAGUUCCCGUGACGACAUCGACAGAAUCGACUACUCGGAAUAGCCACGUUCCUUUGCCACAGCAACCGCCUGUCGGUAAAUUGCCAUUAUCUUCGAAAAUUGCGAGCAACGUCGCUGAGCAAUCGACCCGUGGGUCCGGCAAAACGGUAUUGGAAAAACCAACAUCCGUUACGAACGGCGCCGUUACCAGUAAACGACCCAUGUCGCCAGAUAGGGAGGCAAAUGUCAUCAAACCUGGAGUUCAUCAACUUGCCAAUGCUACGGCCAAAUCAAAAUUUACGAACCCGAAGACAAGUGCCGCGUCAAAGCAAUCGGGGGCACCUGUCAAGAGUAGCGCCGGAAGCAGUGUUCCUAAGCCGACGAAGCCUUCUGUUACCGGUUCGACUUUUCGUUCUACCGCGAAUAAUAACACCGCGACUAACGUGAGCUCCAGCAGAGCAACGACGUCAACUAGCCCCAGUGUCAGUACUUCUAGUCCAGUUGGCGCUAGCAUUGCAUCCAGUGGAAAACAUAACUCUUCAGCGUCUCAUGUACAGACCAUGCAGCAGAAAUUCGAUACAUCCAAUUCUAUUACGGGGCCGGUCGUCAGCGCUAGCAGUAAUAAAACCACUUCAGCUUUGUCCGCGAAAAGCAAAUCUAAUCCUAAGCGAUGAACAAAAAUUGGUCCAAUGGUGCCGUAAUUCGUUGAUGUUUUCUUCUUUACAAUUCUCUUUCGUAUUUGUAACCAUCUGACAGCCAUGCCACUCAUUAUUCCAUCAAUCUUCCAUUAUCCUUUAGGCACUGUGUCACUUCUACAAUAGAAGAUGAAUUAGAAGACAUUGAUAAUGGACAAGAUCAGUAUUUUAAAAAAGGAUAUUGUACAUAUUAUGUAAAUUCUCUUUUCGGCAAUCAUGUUCACACUACACAGAAAUAAAAUACUGUUCGUUUA
Daphnia carinata is the source of this 5444-nucleotide messenger RNA. Its product is annotated as mucin-2-like. NCBI's taxonomy places the organism in Eukaryota, Metazoa, Arthropoda, Branchiopoda, Diplostraca, Daphniidae. The record is from RefSeq and is a predicted model, not a curated record. Gene Ontology annotation, molecular function: metalloendopeptidase activity. The transcript has 17 exons. Gene Ontology annotation, biological process: membrane protein ectodomain proteolysis. The coding region runs from base 34 to 5169 and encodes 1711 amino acids.